Molecule: messenger RNA, 2445 nt
Organism: Petromyzon marinus (sea lamprey)
Lineage: Eukaryota; Metazoa; Chordata; Hyperoartia; Petromyzontiformes; Petromyzontidae
Gene: PAH
Product: phenylalanine hydroxylase
Biological process (GO): L-tyrosine biosynthetic process; L-phenylalanine catabolic process
Molecular function (GO): phenylalanine 4-monooxygenase activity; iron ion binding
Source: RefSeq, a predicted model, not a curated record
GGGAGCGCUCGACGCGAAUCGCAGAGAGAGAUCGAGAGUGACAGGGAGAUAGCGAGAGAGAGACAGGGAGAUAGCGAGAGUGAAAGGGAAGAGCGAGACGGGGAGACUUCUGGAUAAAUCGAGAAAGAGAGCUGACAUCGGUCACUGAGGACGCGAAGACUCAGAGAUGGACGCGGGCACGAAGACCCACAACGGCGCGGGUUCCAAGCAUUCGGAGUCGGAGUCCAUGUACCUGGCUGAGAGCAGCGACGAUGGGGGGCCCAUCGAGAUCCUCUUCGCCGUGAGGGAGGAAGUGGGGGCCCUGGCCAGGGCCUUGCGCGUGUUCGAGGAGAAGGGAUUGAACCUGCGCCACAUCGAGUCUCGCCCGUGCCGCCACGCGCCCGACCAGUGGGAGUUCUACGCGAGCGUGAGCGGCGAGCGGCCCGGGGCCCUGGACGCGCUGCUGCUCGAGCUUCGCUCUCAGUCCGCGGGCUCCGUGCUGCAGCUGUCGCGCAACAAGCGCAAGGACGCGGUUCCAUGGUUCCCGCGAACCAUUAGGGACCUGGAUCGAUUCGCGAACCAGAUCUUGAGCUACGGGGCCGAGCUGGAUUCAGACCACCCCGGGUUCACGGACCCCGUUUACCGCGCGCGCCGCAAGGAGUUCGCCGACAUCGCCUUCAACUACCGGCAUGGGCAGGAAAUUCCACGUGUGACCUACACGAAGACCGAGGUGGCCACGUGGGGCAAGGUGUUCCGCGAGCUCAAGAAGCUCUACCCGACCCACGCGUGCCGCGAGCACAACCACGUGUUCCCCCUGCUGGAGCAGCACUGCGGGUACAGCGAGGGCAACAUCCCGCAGCUCGAGGAGGUGUCCCGAUUCCUGCUGGGCUGCACGGGGUUCCGUCUGCGGCCCGUGGCAGGGCUGCUGUCGUCUCGAGAUUUCCUCGCUGGACUCGGAUUCCGCGUGUUCCACUCCACGCAGUACAUCCGCCACGCGAGCCGGCCCAUGUACACACCCGAGCCAGACAUAUGCCACGAGCUGUUGGGUCACGUGCCUCUGUUCGCGGACCCCAGCUUCGCCCAGUUCUCCCAGGAGAUCGGUCUGGCGUCACUGGGCGCUCCGGACGAGUUCAUAGAGAAGCUGGCAACACUCUACUGGUUCACGGUGGAGUUCGGGCUCUGCAAGCAGGAGGGGCACGUGAAGGCGUACGGGGCGGGGCUUCUCUCCUCCUUCGGGGAGCUCGAGCACUGCGUGUCGGGCAAGCCGGAGUUGCGGCCCUUCGAGCCCACCAAGGCUGCCUGCCAGGAGUACCCCAUCACCGAGUUCCAGCCCGUUUAUUUCGUGGCCGAGAGCUUCGAGGACGCCAAGGACAAGAUGCGGAAGUUCGCUGCCACCAUCCCACGCCCGUUCUCCGUGAACUACAACCCCUACACGCAGGGCAUGGAGGUGCUAGACUCCCUGGAAAAGCUGCGCCAACUCGCCAGCCACGUGCGCGGGGGGCUGGACGUGAUCUGUGACGCUCUUCAGAAGCUGCACACCUAGUGGAGAGUCGGGCAGCCCCCCACCUCCAUCCCCCGGGCACCUCGCCGCGCUUCUCUACUCCUAUCAACCCGUGGAUGCCCUCUCUACCCCUCUCUGCCCUUCUUUCCUUAUCAAUCCCUGCCUACCACUCUGCUGCCCUCUAUGCUCCGUUCUACUUCCCCACUGCCCCCCUCUGCCCCUCGCUAUCCUACGUCACGACCUCUCCUCCGUCGUCACGCCGAGCUCCGCUGUCUCCACAAAUGAGAUGCGCCGUGCUUUGAUCUGAGCGCGAGCUCGGGACCCACUACCCCCCACCUCUCCCUCCCAUUCCCCUCCCCCUGGGCCAAUUGUCAUGCAAAGAGGGGCGGGGGCGGCACCGGGGCCCUUCACCACCUGGGGCCCAGGGAGGGGAGGGGCAGCUUUGGAGGAGACGGCGUGGUGAACGAAGGGGCGGGGCCGGGGGAUGACUCGCACAUUCACCUGCGCCAAGGAGGCUCAGUCGCAUUCGAGAGGUGUCAGGAGACGGGGGCAUGAAAGUGGAUUUCCGAUUUUUAAAUAUGGGCGGGGGGUGGAGGAUUGCAGGUUUGGGUCAUUGGGGUCGGGGGUCCCAAUGACCCCAACCUCCCCGAACCCACACCGCGAGAUGAUUCUGCGCGACUCGUGCAGCCUCGAUUAACUCAGCAAUUAAGUUAUUAAUAUUUAAUUAAUUGAUGAAUUACUCAAUAAUUGAUUAAUUACAGGCGCGUGAUGGCCCAUAUGUCGGGGCCAGAGCACCGCAAGUGGAUGAGUUGGGAUCCGGCGCGCGUGCGUGCGGAUCGGCGCGACGCGAUGAUGAUGACGACUAAAAUGUGAAUGGUGCUGUUAAUGAUUGUGGUGAUCUAGAGCAUGAUUGUAGAUUGUAUUUGUUCGCGCAAUAAGUAAAUAAACAGUCUUCUUCCUCUUGA